AUGGAAGGUAAAGGUGACCUGAGCAGUGAGGAGGCACCUGAGAUGAUCAAACCCAUGAGGAAAGUCUUCAGCAAAACCCGGGGAUUCGGAAGAACAACUGUUGCUAAGCGAGAGGGUGUGGGAGAUGUGGAGGCUGGCUCACAGGGGCAGCAGCCCCCACGGCAGCACAGCCUGGCUUUGGGAUGCAGUGGGAUGUGGCCACAGUGCACCGAGCCAGUGCAGGAAUCCCUUCCAAUAGUUCACCACCGAGGAAGGAAGAACGCUCAUGUCUCCUUUGAGGAUUCCAAUGAGCCAACGUCUUGUCCCGUCCCAGAUGUUGAAACUGCCUUGGAAGGGAGCAUAGGAAGUACCUCUGAGAUGAAUAGUGGCCCCCACUCUGGUUUCUUGAGUGUACAGGAGCGACCUCCCUCUUCUGGAAAGGCCACAGGAGGAGAGGACAAGGAGGACACCUCUGACAAUGACAGUGAUGGCCUGACUUUGAAGGAGCUUCAGAAUCGCCUUUGGAGAAAGCGAGAGCAAGAGCCACCUGACAGGCCCCUGAAAGGCAUCCAGAAUCACCUGAGAAAGAAGCAUUGGGAGGAGAAUCCCACAGAAACUGUGCAUGUCGAGGCAGGCACUGCUGUCGAGAAUGCUCUGCCCAGCAAGCAAGAGCCAGAGACUGUCCAGAGGGUUGUGUCCCAGGCAGUGACCGAUGACCAAGAGAGUCAGCGGGAGAGGACAACAGCUCAGCAAGUUAAAGAUGAAGAGAGCAGGGACUCGGGCAAGCCUAAGCCUGAAUGUGAGCUGCACGACCCCAACACCCUGGACCGCAUGUGUCUCCAGCCUCGUAACAACAG
Messenger RNA from Galeopterus variegatus (Sunda flying lemur), 836 nucleotides. RefSeq names its product death-inducer obliterator 1-like. The record is from RefSeq and is a predicted model, not a curated record. The transcript has a single exon. The annotation marks the transcript as partial. Lineage: Eukaryota; Metazoa; Chordata; Mammalia; Dermoptera; Cynocephalidae.